Messenger RNA from Linnemannia hyalina, 543 nucleotides. NCBI's taxonomy places the organism in Eukaryota, Fungi, Mortierellomycota, Mortierellomycetes, Mortierellales, Mortierellaceae. The record is from the annotation of a GenBank genome assembly.
AUGUACAUCUUUGACAGGCACUGCCAGUGCAUCUACUACCACGACUGGCACAGAGGCCAUACAGCCAAGACCGCCUUUGACACACACGGCGAUCCACUAGCCUCCCACCCAAGUGGCGGCGGUGGUGGAGGGUCCACCACGACAACAACGACCAUGACCGACCCACGACAAGGCAUGAACAUGUCCCUUGAGGAGGAAGGAAAACUCGUAUAUGGUGUCGUCUAUUCUCUCCGCAACCUCGUCAAAAAACUCGGCAAAAGCCAGGACGGGUUCAUCGCAUACAGGACAUCACACUACAAGUUGCACUAUUACGAAACCCUGACAGGCCUCAAAUUCGUCAUCAACUCGGACCCCAACGUCGAAUCCCUCCAACAGGCGUUACGUCAGAUCUAUACCCAAAUCUAUGUCGAGCUCGUUGUCAAGAACCCCCUCGCCUGUGCGACCAUCACCAGUGGACAAGUCAACCCAGAAACCAUGGGCGCCGAGGGAUUCCGGAACGGCGUCGAUCGGUUCGUUCGUUCCUUAACCAUGUUCGACACCUAG